AUGGCUGAGUUCCUCGAAGUAGGAGCCCACGUUCGGUGUGUGGUCGAUCUCGAUUCUGGUGAACAACGCCGCGGAAUAGUAGCGUGGGUUGACGAUGGAGAUUGCGAUAUCAUACUUGAUGAUGAUACUGAAGUUAACAACAUUCCGUUGAGUUCGGUGCGGCCUCUUGAAGACUUCGAAGAAAACACUGCGGCUUUUGAUGAUCUGGACAACUGCGAUAUCGCCACCAUGGCUGAGACGGUUAAAGGCUGGGCCAACCGCCUGUUUAAAUUAAAGGACUUCAAAGCGGCGGCAGAAUGGUAUAAGCGGGGGCUGGAAGAGAUACAAAAGCGACUCGGUAUCGCUAGAGAGGAUCGCUAUUGCGUAUACGCCUCAAAAGGAGAAGUUAGAGUAGCCCGAGUAUCUCAACGGGAGCACGCCAGUCCACUACUGGAAGAAAAGCUUCGUAUAGACGAGAAGACCUGUUCGGCAACGGAAUUAGGAGGAGGCGCCAUAGUCACCGUUGAGGACUCGAGCAAAUUGUUGAUGUUCUCGCCUGAGAAUGAGGCUCUUACGCAAGCCCAGUGCGCGAUGAUGCUCAACGCGGCACGGGCCUGUCUUGGUCGGAGGCGGCUUAGCCCCACUGAAGUCUCAGUAAUGUAA
This is a messenger RNA of Perkinsus marinus ATCC 50983, 642 nucleotides long. RefSeq lists its product as hypothetical. Bases 1 to 642 code for a protein of 213 amino acids. Lineage: Eukaryota; Perkinsozoa; Perkinsida; Perkinsidae. The transcript is spliced from 2 exons. The record is from RefSeq and is a predicted model, not a curated record.